AUGCCAGACACCACGAAGUUGGCUUGUCUUGCGGUCCGGCAGCGAGCCGGCAAGCGAAGUUGGGGGCUGAUUUUGUUGGAAAAGAUCAGGGCAAGGGAGGGUAUGGGGAACGGUGGAGUGCAAGAGAACAUACGGAUAGCCGAGGAGGAUCUGCGCCAGGCAGGAACCUUGGCUUCUACGGAUGCUUACUUGGGGUGGAGCGCUGAGAAAUACAAGCCAUCCGAACCAUCUAUACAUAAUCCCGGUCGAUGUUACUUCAAAUAUGGAGGCCCAUGCUUGAAUAGUUGUAUGGAUGCACUUCCACUACUUCUUGGCAACCAAGGAAUAAUCCAGCCUCCUCAACUACAUAUCAACAAAUUACGUGGAAAGUCCCAUAUCAUCAAUGAGAAGAAACUCUCCAUGAAAUGCUAUUUGGAUGUAGAUGAAUGGGAAGCUUUGACUCAUUGGCAUCAAAUUGCCGCAUCGCGAUAUUUGCCGGAGAGCGUCCGAGAUGAGCUGGCUCUCUGCCAGUAG
This is a messenger RNA of Colletotrichum lupini, 513 nucleotides long. RefSeq lists its product as uncharacterized. The transcript has 4 exons. Lineage: Eukaryota; Fungi; Ascomycota; Sordariomycetes; Glomerellales; Glomerellaceae. Bases 1 to 513 code for a protein of 170 amino acids. The record is from RefSeq and is a predicted model, not a curated record.